AUGGUGUUGUCAGUGCGCCACUUGUGGAAGGACGGGUUGGUUGGAGAUUACGGAGUUAUUGCAUCUGCUACUACGAUUUCUGCCUAUAUAAAUUCCAUUCUAGUGCUUAACAGCUCCAACUUUAAGAGCUGGAAGGAGAACGUCAUGAUUGUUCUAAACUAUAUGAAUUUGGAUCUUGUGCUCUGGACAGAACGACCUCCCGCCCUCACAGAUACAAGGACCUUUGAUAUGAAAAGGGAUUUGGAGAGGUGGGACCAUUCUAAUUGCAUGAGCCUAAUGAUCAUGAAACACGAUGUUCUAGAAGCAUUUAGGGGCUCAAUGUCUAAUAAGGAUGAUGCUAAGGUAUUCCUUGAGGAACUACAUAAACAUUUUGCAAAAAAUGAAAAGGCUGAAAUAAGCAACCUUUUGUCUAGUCUUGUUUCAAUGAGGUAUAAAGGAUAA
Messenger RNA from Malania oleifera, 441 nucleotides. RefSeq lists its product as uncharacterized. Bases 1 to 441 code for a protein of 146 amino acids. Lineage: Eukaryota; Viridiplantae; Streptophyta; Magnoliopsida; Santalales; Ximeniaceae. The transcript is spliced from 2 exons. The record is from RefSeq and is a predicted model, not a curated record.